UUCAAUGAGUAGUUUGGGAAUGGAAACAUGGUUGUGCAACACGGUCCGAGUAGCUAAGAUAAUUUGAUGAACGACAGUCUACAUAGAGAUUUCUUGGAGUUGAAGUGUGUCACGUUGCCGGCCAUUUGAAGAACAUAGAAAUACAGUAGAAUUGACUGUGGAGUUGACGCGAUUUACUUAGUAUGGAGCGCGAAGGUCGAGUGCCCAAUGGCGAGGACUUGGCUUUGAACAAAUUGGACGAAGAGGAAAUCAUUGGCCAUGCAGGGCACUAUAAUCGGCCAAUCAACUUGAACCACUACGCCACCAAGAAGAGCGCGGCCCAGAGCAUGCUGGAUGUGGCCCUGCUGAUGGCCAACUCGUCCCAGCUGAAGACAGUCCUCCACGUGGGGUCCUCCUACCGCUUCUUCAUCCCUCUCAUGGUGCUCUUGAGCCUGUCCAUCACACUGCAGGUGGCGGUGGGUCUUCUCCUGGUCUUCAUCGUCAAGUAUGAUCUGAACGACAUAAGGAAACAGCGCAAACUCAACACCAUGAACAAUGUGGCCACAGUGAUGGUCUUCUUCACAGUUCUCAUCAACAUUUUCAUCACUGCUCUGGGAUUCGAGUCCACUCGGGACAGUAUGAUGGGCCUUGACAUUGCACCGGCUCCUCAAAUUGGGUCUGACAACCACACAGGCGCGGGGUAAUGCCCUCACUGGGUCACUCAUCGUCUCGGUAGAGAGCUUGGGAGGAGGGCCCUGAAAGGACACUAUUCACAUGCUCACCAUUCACCCUGAGCACAAGCACUUUCAGAUUAUGACUCAAGAGCCACCCCUCUGAUCCAUAAUAUACUGUACAUAUGCUGUAGGCUAUAGUAUAGUUUUUUUUAUUUAAAACAAAUAAAAAAACAGGUUUUGCAAUGUGGGUUUUCCAAAUGAGGUCUGGCUGUAAAAUGUCAAAGACUCAGGUGCUAAUAGGCAGAAAUAGGAAAGUCAUUACUAUUGGACAGUAUGGUACUGUAGAUAGUGCUGGACUGGUAAGUUUAAUCUUUCAUAGGUCAGAACACUGGAUCGGCCAGUUAAAGUCUAUUUUUUAGGAAAUGUAUUCUACGUUUUGUAGUGUAGUCUUUUGUGUGGUUGUCAACUGUUUCUGCAAUACUGUGCAAUGCUACAAUAUCCCUUUUUUAAAUAAACUGUUACUUUAAUUAUU
Sardina pilchardus (European sardine) is the source of this 1185-nucleotide messenger RNA. RefSeq lists its product as uncharacterized. The record is from RefSeq and is a predicted model, not a curated record. Gene Ontology annotation, biological process: tissue regeneration; cell adhesion. The transcript is spliced from 4 exons. The coding region runs from base 183 to 683 and encodes 166 amino acids. Gene Ontology annotation, cellular component: membrane. NCBI's taxonomy places the organism in Eukaryota, Metazoa, Chordata, Actinopteri, Clupeiformes, Clupeidae.